UGAUAAUGAUUUCGGCAGUACCGGCCAAGCCGUCGACAUGUGCGCCUGCAAGCAUAGGAAAUCAUUUCUCAUCGAGGAUAUCCUCAAGGACUCGAAGAAGCCUCACAGAAACUUGAGCAACGAGCCUAAAGAGCCUCUCACAUGUACAAGUAAAGCGCAACCCAUAGACGAAGUGACGACUCGGCUUUCAGAAGUCGUUAAGACAGAUAUAGAAUUGUCAAAAGUGAGCUUAAAUGUGGAAGUGAGAAGGAGCACAUAUCCACUGUACCCGCUGCCGAUGAAGGCGGGUCUGCCGUGGACGCACCGGGUCAAAGACAGCUACUCGGUGGAGUCACGGCCUCCGCCCAGCUACUACAGCGAGCCUGCAAUAACGGAACACCUAUUUCGAAGCCAGCUCGCAGCCACCAGACUGAUAGCACACCCCUACAGCAUACGACACACCUAUGGAUUCGAUAGAGUGGCGCCCGGUUGCUGCAGCCCAUGGUGGGGUGUGGGCGGGCGGCGCAAGGGCGGGCAGGUGCGGUUCAGCGCCGCUCAGACCGCCGCCCUUGAGCGCAGGUUCGGUGCCAGCAAAUACCUCAGCCCCGACGAGAGACGGGCGCUCGCCGCAUCACUUAGACUUAGUGAUAGACAGGUGAAAACUUGGUUUCAAAACCGACGCGCGAAGUGGCGUCGCUGUGCACCAGACGCCGCGGACAGCGGCAGCCCGCCUUCCGCAGAGGACGCAUCCGACGACGAAGUCACCAUCGCCGAUGAACAAGACUGACACUAGAUGGCUCUCACACACUCCUAAUACUGACCUCUAUAAAUGGACUGGCUAUAAGACGUAGUAUUUUGUGCCUAUUUGGUUUUCGCCAUAUUGGCAUCAGUGCCAUUGGUAGUGGUUUGUAACGGUGGAAUAGAUUCAAACUAAUUAUAGAGAUAGAAAUAACUGUCACAAAACAUCAACAAGCACGUUUAAAUCGAAACGAAGCAAAAGCUGUCAUUUCCAAGCAAUCGCCUUUCCAUUUAUAAAGAUCAAAGACUCCUAUGAAUUUGUUUUUUUAAAGAAAAUAUAUAUGUAUAUAAAGACAAUGUUGUUUUUACAUCUCAACACAGUACAAU
Molecule: messenger RNA, 1104 nt
Organism: Papilio machaon (common yellow swallowtail)
Lineage: Eukaryota; Metazoa; Arthropoda; Insecta; Lepidoptera; Papilionidae
Gene: HHEX
Product: transcription factor LBX2
Exons: 3
Coding region: 38-766 (242 amino acids)
Biological process (GO): cell differentiation; regulation of transcription by RNA polymerase II
Molecular function (GO): DNA-binding transcription factor activity, RNA polymerase II-specific; RNA polymerase II cis-regulatory region sequence-specific DNA binding
Source: RefSeq, a predicted model, not a curated record